Ananas comosus (pineapple) is the source of this 2782-nucleotide messenger RNA. RefSeq names its product cell division cycle protein 48 homolog. Bases 89 to 2527 code for a protein of 812 amino acids. Gene Ontology annotation, molecular function: ATP binding; polyubiquitin modification-dependent protein binding; ATP hydrolysis activity. The transcript has 9 exons. NCBI's taxonomy places the organism in Eukaryota, Viridiplantae, Streptophyta, Magnoliopsida, Poales, Bromeliaceae. Gene Ontology annotation, cellular component: cytosol; nucleus; VCP-NPL4-UFD1 AAA ATPase complex. The record is from RefSeq and is a predicted model, not a curated record. Gene Ontology annotation, biological process: autophagosome maturation; mitotic spindle disassembly; retrograde protein transport, ER to cytosol.
UAUCCCCUCACUCUUCGGUGUCUCCUCGCACUUUUCUCCUUCUUCGUCUUCGUCGAUUCCCUUCUCUCGGAACCCUAAUUCAGAUCCCAUGGCGAACCAGGGCGAGGCCGCUUCCUCCUCCGAUCCGAAAGGGACGAAGAGGGACUUCUCCACGGCGAUCUUGGAGAGGAAGAAGGCUCCGAACCGUUUGGUGGUUGAUGAGGCGGUCAACGAUGACAAUUCGGUGGUCGCGUUGCAUCCCGAGACGAUGGAGAAGCUCCAGCUCUUCCGCGGCGAUACGAUCCUUAUCAAGGGUAAGAAAAGGAGAGACACUAUCUGCAUCGCACUUGCCGAUGACACUUGUGAAGAGCCUAAGAUAAGGAUGAACAAGGUUGUCAGGUCUAACCUCAGGGUAAGGCUCGGUGACGUUGUUUCCGUCCAUCAGUGCCCGGAUGUCAAGUAUGGAAAACGUGUGCAUAUAUUGCCUAUUGACGACACCAUUGAAGGCGUAACUGGCAACUUGUUCGAUGCAUACCUAAAACCUUAUUUCCUUGAGGCAUAUCGCCCGGUAAGGAAGGGUGACCUGUUCCUUGUCAGAGGUGGUAUGCGUUGUGUGGAGUUCAAAGUGAUAGAAACUGACCCUGCUGAAUACUGUGUUGUGGCCCCUGACACUGAAAUCUUUUGCGAGGGCGAACCCGUAAAAAGAGAGGAUGAAGACAGGCUCGAUGAAGUAGGGUAUGAUGAUGUUGGUGGGGUUCGCAAGCAGAUGGCUCAGAUUCGUGAACUAGUUGAAUUACCUCUAAGGCACCCUCAACUCUUCAAAUCCAUCGGAGUAAAGCCACCAAAAGGAAUUCUGCUGUACGGCCCUCCUGGUUCUGGGAAAACGCUUAUUGCACGAGCAGUUGCUAACGAGACAGGUGCUUUCUUCUUUGUUAUAAACGGUCCGGAAAUCAUGUCGAAGCUAGCAGGAGAAAGUGAAAGCAAUCUUAGGAAAGCUUUCGAGGAGGCAGAAAAGAAUGCACCCUCGAUUAUUUUUAUUGAUGAGAUUGAUUCUAUUGCUCCUAAGAGAGAGAAGACUCAUGGGGAGGUUGAGAGGAGAAUUGUCUCUCAACUGUUGACUUUGAUGGAUGGUUUGAAAGCUCGAGCACAUGUAAUUGUGAUUGGAGCCACAAACCGACCUAACAGUAUUGACCCUGCUCUUAGAAGGUUUGGGAGGUUUGAUAGGGAAAUUGAUAUUGGGGUGCCUGAUGAAGUUGGGCGUCUUGAAGUUCUACGCAUCCAUACCAAGAACAUGAAACUUGCUGAAGAUGUUGAUUUGGAAAGAAUUGCAAAAGACACCCAUGGCUAUGUUGGUGCCGAUUUGGCUGCGCUAUGCACUGAAGCUGCUCUACAGUGCAUAAGAGAGAAAAUGGACAUAAUUGACUUAGAGGAUGAAACUAUUGAUGCAGAGAUACUGAACUCAAUGGCUGUCACCAAUGAACAUUUUAAGACGGCUCUUGGAACCAGCAAUCCUUCUGCGCUCCGUGAAACUGUUGUUGAAGUGCCCAAUGUCAGCUGGGAAGAUAUCGGUGGUCUUGAUAAUGUUAAGAGGGAACUGCAGGAGACCGUCCAAUAUCCAGUUGAGCAUCCCGAGAAGUUUGAGAAGUUUGGCAUGUCGCCUUCCAAGGGAGUCCUGUUCUACGGACCACCUGGUUGUGGCAAAACUUUGUUGGCGAAGGCCAUUGCUAAUGAAUGCCAAGCAAACUUCAUCAGUGUGAAGGGUCCUGAACUGCUCACCAUGUGGUUUGGCGAGAGUGAAGCGAAUGUUCGUGAAAUUUUCGACAAGGCUCGCCAAUCUGCGCCAUGCGUCCUCUUCUUUGAUGAGCUCGAUUCCAUUGCAACCCAGAGAGGUAGCAGUGUGGGAGAUGCAGGAGGCGCUGCAGACAGGGUUCUCAACCAGCUCUUGACAGAGAUGGAUGGAAUGUCUGCUAAGAAAACUGUCUUUAUUAUUGGAGCGACCAACAGACCCGACAUUAUUGACCCGGCGCUACUAAGGCCAGGACGGCUGGACCAAUUAAUUUAUAUUCCUUUGCCUGAUGAGGCUUCUCGCCACCAGAUUUUCAAAGCUUGCCUUAGGAAGUCCCCUGUCGCUAAGGAUGUGGAUUUGCACGCCCUUGCGAAGUACACCCAAGGCUUUAGCGGUGCAGAUAUCACAGAGAUUUGCCAGCGGGCUUGCAAAUAUGCCAUUAGAGAGAACAUUGAGAAGGAUAUAGAAAGAGAGAGGAGGAAGAGGGAGAACCCGGAAGCAAUGGAGGAAGACGACGACGCCAACGACGUGGCGGAGAUCAAGGCCGUCCAUUUCGAGGAAUCCAUGAAGUACGCGCGUCGGAGUGUCAGCGACGCCGACAUCAGGAAAUACCAGGCAUUCGCGCAGACUUUACAGCAAUCGAGGGGGUUCGGCAGUGAGUUCCGCUUCUCAGAGCGGUCUGAGGCUGGUGCGGGAGCCGCCGUGGCCGACCCAUUUGCUGCUUCUGGUGCCUCAGCGGACGAUGAUGAUUUAUACAGUUAAACCCUAAGAUGAUGAUGACCUUUUUAGUACACAGUGGAGGCAGUUCAUAAGCUGCUUAUUUACAGCAGUUGCAUAUUUUAUGAAGUUGAUUAUUACAGACAAAAGCCUCAAGUUUAUGUUGAACAUGUUUUAGCUACCUCGUAACAUCUUCAGGAAAUUGCUAUUCUUCAGUGUAUGUUUUAUUCUCUAAUCUGUCCAAUGUACUCUGUUUAAAUUUCACUUACAAAUAUUGAACUUGUGACCUUUUAACUUUUU